AUGUCUUCAGCCCUUGAUAAAGCCCUUCUAGCUAUGUCGUUAGAAGAGGAAGAUACACCUUUCGACCUUCCUGAUCUUCCUCAAUACAGCUCUUGUCAAAAUAACUCAAUCAGUUUGAUAGGAAGAAUCCUUAAUCCCGAUUGCCAGAAGAUUUCAAAUUUGAUUCGGGAGAUGCCCCGUAAGUGGCAGAAAUACGACCGAGUUCGUGGAAUAGCGUUAUCACCAGAAAGAUUUCAAUUCAUCUUCAAACACGAACAUGAUCUGGUAGAUGUUUAUGAGAAAGGGGUUCACUCGUUCAACGAUUGGACCUUAGCUAUCGAGAGAUGGGAAGAAAGACCUCCACCUGAUUAUCUCAACUUUGUUAACAUCUGGGUUCGUCUUCGUAACAUUCCAGUCAAUCAUUACACGGCUAAAUCUAUUGAAGCUCUUGGUGAUUUAGUUGGUCAGGUUGUGAUAGUCGCCUUUGAUCCCUCUAGGCCGCGUCUAAAUGAUUAUGAGAGAGUCUUGGUUCGCUUCGACGUCUCUAAGCCUCUACGCAAAACAAAGGUGGUUAAUCUUCCAAGCGAUGUUUUCACUGUCAACGCUUAA
Molecule: messenger RNA, 588 nt
Organism: Brassica napus (rape)
Lineage: Eukaryota; Viridiplantae; Streptophyta; Magnoliopsida; Brassicales; Brassicaceae
Exons: 2
Coding region: 1-588 (195 amino acids)
Source: RefSeq, a predicted model, not a curated record